AUGUCCAGAUAUGUUCCUCUACAAGCUGGAGCAUCAACUUUUGUUAGACUGCCCAAAGAUAUCCAGAUGAAACGUGCAGUCUUAAACAUCGAGAACCACGACGAGUACUGCUUCCUCUGGUGUGUUGUGGCAGCAACACACGAAGCUCACACUGGACAUCUGGAGAGGACAACAUCGUACCCUCAUUACAGCAGCAUACUUCAGUAUGAAGGUAUUGAUUUUCCAAUUACCCCGAAAGAUAUUCCAAAAUUUGAAACGUUAAAUAAUUUGUCAAUCAAUGUAUACGGGAUUGAGUCAGAAUUGAACGGUUUCGGAGAUGAAAAAAAAACAUCUAUCAACAACAACAAUGAUGACUGUUUCAAAUUAAAUAAAGUCCGUAUGAAAUUUCCCACUAAUGAAAACAAAAUGUUAAAAUUUAAAAACUAUCGUAAUAAAGACUCGGUACCGUUUGUUGUCUACGCAGACUUAGAGUGUACACUAGAGCCUCAGGGGGAUGAUGAUAUUCAAAAUCACGUUCCACACAGCAUUGCAUUUUAUCGUCACUGUAAUUAUGACAAUAAUUUGUCAAAAUUUGAAAUUAAUCGUUCAUCUGAUUGCGUAAAGUGGUUUGUCAAUAAACUUGAAAAUUUCGCAUUUGAAGUUGAGCAGUAUUUAAAAAAUCCUAUACCUAUGAAACCACUUGACAAACAGCAACAAAAGAGUCAUGAUCGGUCAACUGUUUGUCAUAUUUGCGAAAAAACAAUAGCCUCUGAUCAAGAGAAGUGCUAUGAUCAUUGCCAUUUUACGGGUAACUAUCGCGGACCUGCACACAUUUCAUGCAAUUUAAAUUAUCCGAAAUCUCAUGUAAUACCGGUAGUAUUUCACAAUUUAUCUGGGUAUGAUUCUCAUUUUUUCAUUAAAUCAUUAGCAACUGUUUUUGAAGAUUCAUUCAGAUUCAUGGCAUCAAGUUUAGAAAAAUUAGCAUCCUAUCUUGAUGAUGACAAUAAACAAAACACAAAACUUCAUUACCCAGAUCCAGAAAAAUUCCAAUUAGUUACUCGCAAGGGUGUAUUCCCGUAUGAAUAUAUUACAGACAUUGAUAAGCUUAAUGACAAACAGUUGCCCGAUCAAAACUCAUUUUUUUCAAAAUUAUCUAAUAAUGGUAUAACUGACGAUAAUUAUGCAUUUGCUCAACUUGUCUGGAAUAAAUUUAACAUCAACCCGCUGCACUAUUACACAGCGCCCGGAUUAGCUUUUGAUGCAAUGCUGAAGUACACUAAUGUGGAACUGGAACUAUUGACUGACCCCGAAAUGGUACUUUUCUUCGAGAAAGGUAUACGAGGUGGAGUGUCUCAGUGUACUAAUAGGUAUGCGAAGGCCAACAAUCGGUACAUGGGUAAUGAAUUUGAUGUUAACAAACCCGAGUCAUACUUGAUGUAUUUUGACGUCAAUAAUUUGUAUGGCGCGGCAGUGAGUAUUCCACUACCUAAAGGCUCAUUUGAGUGGGUAGAUGAACAUGAUUUAAAUAAUGUAAAUAACUUUGUAAAUGCCAAUGACAAUGUAGGAUAUAUUUUAGAAGUAGACUUGCACUAUCCUCAGGAGCUACAUGAGCUACACAAAGAUUUACCAUUGUGCCCUGAGCACUUUUUACCACCGGGUAGCAAGUCUACUAAAUUAUGUUUAGGAAUGCAGUUAAAAAAAAUUCAUCGCGUACUCAAAUUUGAGCAAUCCCCAUGGCUAAAGACAUACAUCGACAAGAAUACAGACUGUAGGAAGGCUGCCCAAAAUGAGUUUGAGAAGAAUUUCUUCAAACUCCUUAAUAACGCAGUCUUCGGUAAGACUAUGGAGAAUGUUAGGAAACACAAAGAUGUUCAAUUGGUUACAAGAUGGUCUGGUCGAUAUGGUGCAUCAGACCUUAUUUGUAAACCUAACUUCCAUAAUCUUACAAUGUUUGAUAAAGACAUGGUUAUAGUGGAAAUGAAAACAACCCAGGUAUAUUUUGACAAACCUAUUUACACUGGGUUCGCGAUUUUAGAUCUAUCAAAAAUACUUAUCUAUGAUUUCCACUGUAACUAUGUCAAACAGAACUCCACAAACCAACAAUCUAAGUUGAUGUACACGGACACCGACAGUUUAAUUUACUACUUUACAGUACCAGACAUCUACGAAAUCAUGAAACGUGAUAUUUCAAAAUUUGAUACGUCGGACUACCCCCCUCAAAAUUCGUACAAUAUGCGAAUAGCAAACAAAAAGUUCCAAACACAACGUGACGACAGUAGCACAGCACAAAAUAGCCUUAAGCUGGACAGACGACAAACGACAACUUUUGGACAACUCAACCGACACAUUGCCAUGGGGAUUCACAUCAAAUAA
Microplitis demolitor is the source of this 2352-nucleotide messenger RNA. RefSeq lists its product as uncharacterized. Lineage: Eukaryota; Metazoa; Arthropoda; Insecta; Hymenoptera; Braconidae. The transcript is spliced from 6 exons. The coding region runs from base 1 to 2352 and encodes 783 amino acids. The record is from RefSeq and is a predicted model, not a curated record.